Messenger RNA from Gasterosteus aculeatus aculeatus (three-spined stickleback), 2614 nucleotides. Its product is annotated as homeobox protein Dlx4a. Gene Ontology annotation, biological process: regulation of transcription by RNA polymerase II; cell differentiation; embryo development. Gene Ontology annotation, molecular function: RNA polymerase II cis-regulatory region sequence-specific DNA binding; DNA-binding transcription factor activity, RNA polymerase II-specific. The record is from RefSeq and is a predicted model, not a curated record. Lineage: Eukaryota; Metazoa; Chordata; Actinopteri; Perciformes; Gasterosteidae.
CGCGCGCCUCUCCACAGCACCGCAGGCAGGGAAGAAGAAGGAUGAGCCGACUGCACGGACAUUAAAUCACUUGAAGGCCCUUCGUUUGAUCGGAACUUUCUUCGUGUUUGCUUUGUUCCCCUUUCAUCGAGUCCGGCUCGAGCCGCACGCCUUCCCGCCCCGCGUCUCGUAGUAUCGGACACGGAGCGUCGCGUUUGAGGACCGUUCGGUGGGGAUGUAGCGGGGGGGGGAGCCCACCUAACGCCGCUUUCAUUCGCUCAGCGGGAGCGCGCUGACUUUAGUUGAGGACGUUUUCUUUAAAGCUGCUGUUUUUAUUGGAGCAUAGAAACAUUUCACUUUCGUAUCGAAGGUGUGCUGCUGCACGAUGACCCCCGCCGGGAGCUGGUAGCUGAACCCUUUCUCACUUCCCACCACGCACCCCUUUGCACAUCUCCCCAAUGAUGACUAUGAGCUCUAUAUCGGACACUUUGGUCCCGCACGAUCCCUCCAAGUCGGCGUUUUUAGAGUUCGGCGGCCACGGGUACCCCGGACACCAGCAGCCGUCCCCCGGCCUGUCGCACAACCAUUACCCGGUCCACGGCCUGCACGCGGUCGGCCCCUCGCAGCACGAAGGACACUUCUCCCCCGGCGCAUCCUCCUACGGUCGCCCGCUGGGAUACCCGUCCUAUCACGGCCCCGUGAGCGCGCACCACCCAGGUGCCUAUCUGCCCUACCAGCACGGGAGUCACGGCGGCGCGCUGGGACACAGCAGACUGGACGAUUCUGAGCACGAGAAGCCCACCACGGUCAUAGAAAACGGGGAAGUGCGGCUCAACGGGAAGGGGAAGAAGAUCAGGAAGCCUCGCACCAUCUACUCCAGCCUGCAGCUUCAGGCCCUCAACCAGCGCUUCCAGCAGACCCAGUACCUCGCCCUGCCCGAGAGGGCCGACCUGGCAGCCAAACUGGGCCUGACGCAGACCCAGGUGAAAAUAUGGUUCCAAAACAAACGGUCCAAAUACAAGAAGAUCAUGAAGAACGGGCCCUGUGGACUUGAAGGAGACCACCUGGCCCCCCCACCCGUGUCCUCCUCCUCCCCGUGCUCUCUGUGGGACAUCAACAUGGCCGCCAAAGGGGCGCCGGUGCACUCGGGAGGAUACAUGAACAACUUUGCUCCCUGGUACCCGGGACACCAGCAGGACUCCAUGCCGAGGACUCAGAUGAUGUGAGAGUGCUGGAGGACGCGGCGCUUUCGGGACAAACGGUGGAUUUAUUGCCACUGAGGGACGUUGUCGUGGAUUCGAGCCCCUCCGGAGGGCCGAAAUACCACAGCUGGCGGAGAUCAGUGAACAGAUACUGGGACUUUCUCCUUGAAGCAAACUCAUUGUGCAUGACAUUUUAAUCUGCAUCUCGAGUCCCGCACGUCGCGUGCUAAACUCACGUCACACAUCCUACCCAACUCCUGUAAUGUAUGUUAGUUAAGUUAUGUAACACCCAUCGCAACCCAAAGACCCACCCACGAGGCCGACCCUCGUGCCAUGUACAAAUGUACGUCAUGUACAAAAGAGACUUCAUUUGCGCCGCGUAUCGUCCUUAACAAGCAUUUUAUUAUUUUUCACUUUUCUGCCUGUCUUGUUACCGACACCUAAAUAAGUAAUGACAUAAAUCAACUUCUAUCACGAGCGGUACGUCAGCCCUUUGUCCAGGCCUAUUGGACUACAUAUUCUUGUAAAAUGACAUGAGAGAAAUAAGUGUGUGUGUGUGUCACGCUGGGAGUGAGAAGACGUAGCAGCAGUGUGUGAUUUCUUCUUUCAAAAAGUGAAAAUAAGACUCCCUUUCUGACAACCAGUCAAGUUAUUCCUGCCCGCAGAUCAACGUGGCCAGCCGAGACAUUUGUGAUUAAGCUAACGCCAACUCAAAGCUAACGCCAGCCCUGCGUCUCUGCUAGUGGACGUUUCCGGGGUCUUCUCAGCGGGCUCGGGUGGGACGGGUAUGAGUGUGUGAAACGAAGGGUUCUUCAGGGAUUCUUUAUAGUUGGACCUUUAGGCUUGUUAAACGUAAAGACAUAGAUCAGAUUGAAGAAGAAAGGUUACUUUAGAUUAUUGUGUGCAUUUGUGUGUGACGGGGUGUAAAACUAUAAAAAGUCUGAGGCGCAUAGAGACUUUCAAACAGCCAUUGUGGGACGUUGAUUACACUCCAAUAAGGUGUAUGAACAAGCAGACAUUUAUGUUAUGGUACUUAUAAUCCCCUUCUUUAGGACUAUAUGGGAUAUAGGCACUGAAUCCACUCGGUUACUUCAUUGUAUGUCGAUUUUUAUGAAUUUCCUCUAUUGUAAUAAAAGCUGUAAAAUAGAUCAAAUCCAAUGUAUUUGAAAGCUAAGUAUGACUUUUGUGAUUUGGGCAUUUCACUCCUUCUAGUAGAUGGUCAGUUACUGCCUGGCCACUGAAAAAGGGGAUUUCUGGAGGCUUUGCUUCGUACGUAAUGAACAGGCUAAAUAUAAAGAUCAUGAUGGGUCGACCUGAUUUUAGCAUCCUCUUAAAAUACUGAAUUAAUAUUGUUCCAAUAAUCUAUUGGUAAUGAGUCAGGACAUGCUAUGUUAUUUGAAAUAAAUCAAGUCCAGUGUUCAUUGCCACACCUA